Messenger RNA from Pezoporus occidentalis (night parrot), 2804 nucleotides. RefSeq names its product leucine rich repeat containing 47 (gene LRRC47). Gene Ontology annotation, molecular function: phenylalanine-tRNA ligase activity; protein binding; RNA binding. Gene Ontology annotation, biological process: phenylalanyl-tRNA aminoacylation. The transcript has 7 exons. NCBI's taxonomy places the organism in Eukaryota, Metazoa, Chordata, Aves, Psittaciformes, Psittacidae. Bases 1 to 1743 code for a protein of 580 amino acids. The record is from RefSeq and is a predicted model, not a curated record.
AUGGCGGCGGCGGCGGCGUGGCCGGAGCUGGAGGCGGCGGCGCGGGAGCGGCGGCGGGAGCUGUCCCUGCCCGGCGCGGCGGUGGCGGAGCGGGUGGCGGCGGGCGGGGGGCGGCUGCCGGCGGCGCUGCUGGCGCUGCCGCUGCUGCAGUCGCUGGAGCUGAGCGGCUGCGCGGCGCUGCGGGAGCUGGGCCCGGGGCUGGCCGCGGCCCUGCCCGCCCUGCACACGCUGGUGCUGCGCGGCAACGCGCUGGGCCCCGCCGGGCUGGGCGCGGGGCUGGGCGGGGCGCUGCCGGCCCUGCGCGUCCUCGACCUCUCCGGUAACGGCCUGGAGGCGCUGCCCGCGGCGCUGGGCGGGGCGGCGGCGGACGCGGAGCCCCCCGGGGCAGCCCCGGCCUUCCCGCAGCUGCGCAGCCUCAACCUGAGCGGGAACCGGCUGCGGGAGCUGGGCCCGGGGCUGGCCCGCGCCGCGCCGCAGCUGCAGGCGCUGCUGCUCUCCGGGAACCGGCUGCGGGCGCUGCCCGGAGGGCUCCUGCCCCCCGCCGCCCCGGGAGGGCCCUUCCCGCUGCUGAGCCGCCUGGAGGCUGCGGACAACGAGGUGGAGGAGCUGGGAGCUGACAUCGCCGCCCUGCCGGCACUGAAGAGUCUGGACGUGGCCAACAACCACCUGCGGGAGCUGCCCUCUGCCCUGGCCGACUGCCCCCGCCUCAAGGAAGCCAACUUCAGGGGGAACCAGCUGAAGGACAAGCGGCUGGAGAAGAUGGUCAAUGGCUGCCAGACAAAAGCCAUCCUGGACUACCUACGGGCUGGGGGCCGCGGGAAGGGAAAGGCUGAGAGCACCAGGGAGGAGGCCAGGAAGAAGAAGAGGGAGAAGCAGCAGAAGAAGGAUGGUGGGGACGGGGAGCAGGACGAGGUGGAAGAGGCGAGCAAGCUGCUGGUGAAGGUUCUUCACGUCUCUGAAAACCCCGCGCCCUUGGUGGUCAAAGUGAGCCCGGGUAUCAAGGAUGUUCGACCCUUCAUCGUGUGCUGCGUGCUGAGGGGAGUGAACUUAAAGCCAGGAAAUGCUCUGAAGAGGUUCCUGUCCGCACAGACCAAACUGCAUGAAGACAUCUGUGAAAAGCGGACAGUAGCCACUAUUGCCACCCAUGACCUGCAGCUGAUCAAAGCUCCUCUGGUGUAUGAUGUUCAGCCUCCUGACACGCUGAAGGUAACACCUCUGGGUCGAAAGGAGAUCAAGGCAAAGGAUCUUCUCCGCCAGCUGCAGUUAGAAGCUGAGGAGCAGAGGAAGCAGAAGAAGCGCCAGAAUGUGUCUGGAUUGCAUAGGUAUCUCCAGUUACUGGAUGGCAAAGACAACUACCCCUGUCUGGUGGAUGCUGAAGGCAUCGUGAUUUCUUUCCCACCCAUAACCAACAGCGAGAAGACAAAGAUCAGGAAGGACACUCGGGAUCUCUUUCUGGAGGUGACAAGUGAUACCAGCUUACAGAUAUGCAAAGAUGUCAUGGACACACUAAUUCUGAAAAUUGCAGAACUGAACAGAUCUACCUUGGAAAACAAGGAAGACUCAGGCUCGGAUAACGAAUCUGAUGCUCUUUGUGGACCAGCAGCUUUGAACCCCAGCCAGAACGCUCAGCCGAUGCUUGUGGAGCAGGUUCGAGUGGUGGACACAGAUGGAAACUUGAAAGUACUUUAUCCUUCAAAAACUGACCUAAGCACAGUGUCCUCUCUCCUCACUGUAAUACGUUAGCAGCUGUCAGAGCUCACAGAAUGAUUCCAUUUCCUUUCUUUUUUGCCAUAUGCCAACAGCGCAGCUUGUAUGCAGUGAGGUUGUUCGGGUUUGUAAGGACAAGAUGCAGUGCAUCCCGCCUGCUACUGUCACGACUGAUAGGCUGUGGCAAGCAGGGUUGUGUUCCUUCAGCCUUAAUAGAAAGCCAUCAGCGUUCUGAGUAGGGAGAACUGAAAGGCAGAGAAGAAGCUGGAAGUCAGAACAUGUUCACUUGUAGAGAAAACCAUUGUGUCUUAGCAUCUGUAAUGUGAAUGCAGUCAUGUUUUUCUGCUGGAUCCCUGCUUCUUCCUGGUGUGUUUCAGCUGGAUUAUUAUUUUGGCAGCUAAACUGAGAAAUCAGUCGGUGACAGCGUUGAAACAGCCACGUGCUGCGUGCCCGUACCGAGGAUGGGAUGCCAAACGGCUUUGCUGACAUCUCAUUCAGCGUGAUUUUCUAUCUGGAGUAAUUGUGACAAUGUAAUUGCUGUCAGGACUCGAGGAGUGAGUUUUAAAGGAUGGUUUCUGUGUUCAGACAUUAACACAGCUUCCAUUUCUAAGCCAAGUCAGUUGAAUUGAGUGCAGGGGUUUGUGUCUCAGUGCACUGCAGAGCCAUGGCCCAUCCUUGUGGAAGCACCAGUUGUAGUGACCCUGUUGCGUACCCAUUGAGUUACUGUUGAUGGAGCACCGAGUUCAUUCGUGCUCGUGAAGUUCAUUUCCACUCAGAGGACUGAUGCUGCUUAGUGUUGACGCUACUAAAGCUUUUUGUCUCCCCAGAGUACAAGCCCUCAUGCCCAGAGUGCUUUCUCUCACACUUCCAUGUGAAGAGUGUUGGCGCACUGGUGGUUGGAGUGGGUGGCAGCUACAUCCAGGCUACCACCUUAUGAGUGCAAACCUCUUCAUAAGCAAUGGUGACCUAGAGAUGGAGUUUUGUGCUGUUGAAAGUGAGGCUGCAGAGCUCUAACUGAACUUGGAGAUACUGUGUCAAAUCCAUCCAUGUGUUGGGACUCGCUUAUGAAUGGGAAAAUAAAACGGUUCUUACAGUCA